AUGGGUAUCAAUUUCACAGCUCAUCACGCCAAUCUCCUCUUCACAGCGGAGCCUUCAGAAACAACUGGGUGCGCGGUGUUGAUCCUCCGAAUCAAGAAACAGCAAGAACUUUUGACCCUCGGGGGGACUGGAGAGGCGGCAGCUAUGGAACAAAAGCAUCGGUCGAAUGCAUCGUUUCAUUCUAUUUGCCCUUACAUGAUGCAAUCUAAUCUCCAGGUACCAGGAAUAGAUCUUGAGGAGCAAUCGAGUCAAAACAAGAAGAAGAAGAAGAAAAAGAAGAAUGCUCAAAACUCAGGUACGAUUGAAUACUCCUCUGAGGAGGUGGAAGAAUCAAAAGAGGAGAUAAAUAAGCAGCUUGACGACAAGCUUGACCCUGUUCGUGACGAAGGCCCCAAGGAGUACAAGUCCCUUGAAGAGGUCAACAAACGGAUCAAAGCUGUUACGAAAAAGCUGAAGCAGGCUCAGCAAAUAUCCGCUGACAUGCAAAACGGCACUCAGGUCAACGAUGAUCAGAGGCGGAAGGUUGAAUCAAUUCCUCUCAUGGAAGCAGAAUUGAAUGAACUCCAAGACAAACUGCAGACUCUGAAUGUUUGA
Molecule: messenger RNA, 594 nt
Organism: Guillardia theta CCMP2712
Lineage: Eukaryota; Cryptophyceae; Pyrenomonadales; Geminigeraceae
Exons: 5
Coding region: 1-594 (197 amino acids)
Source: RefSeq, a predicted model, not a curated record